Messenger RNA from Salpingoeca rosetta, 1720 nucleotides. RefSeq names its product flotillin 1. Gene Ontology annotation, cellular component: plasma membrane. Bases 118 to 1398 code for a protein of 426 amino acids. Gene Ontology annotation, biological process: positive regulation of cell junction assembly; protein localization to plasma membrane; regulation of receptor internalization. The transcript is spliced from 13 exons. The record is from RefSeq and is a predicted model, not a curated record. Lineage: Eukaryota; Choanoflagellata; Craspedida; Salpingoecidae.
AGCGUUCACUCUCUCUGCUGUCUCCGCUACUGCUGUCUUCUGUUCUUGCUCAACUCCGCCCACCCCUCUCCAUAUCUACCACCUCUCUCUCCAUAUCCGCCCACGUACACCGCAGCGAUGGCCUUCUACUCCUCUGGUCCCAACGAGGCGCUCGUCGUCUCAGGCCUGUGCCUGUCACGACCACGGCUGAUUCCUGGUGGCCGCGUCUUUGUGUGGCCUUUUAUUCAGAAGAUCCAGCGCAUCAGCCUCAACCUGAUGACUCUGACCGUUGAGUCGCCCAAGAUUUACACCGCAAUGGGCGUGCCCAUCAGCGUCCAGGGCAUGGCUCAGGUGAAAAUCGAAAGCACGAAGGAAGAGAUGUUGGCGCAUGCGUGCCAGCAGUUCCUCGGCAAAACAGAGCAGCAGGUCAAAUCCGUCAUCAUGGAGACCCUCGAAGGCCACCAGCGCGCCAUCAUGGGCACGAUGACUGUUGAGGAAAUCUACCAGGACCGCCAGAAAUUCUCCACGGCGGUGUUUGAGGUGGCGUCGCGCGACCUCAUCAACAUGGGUGUCACCAUCGUCUCAUACACCCUCCAGUCCAUCAGCGACGAAGUCGGGUACCUGUCUGCGCUGGGUAAGGCCCAGACGGCGCAGGUGCAGCGCGAUGCGCGCAUUGGUCAGGCCGAGGCCCGCAGAGACGCUGGCAUCAGCGAGGCGCUUGCGAUGCAGGCGAAGGAGGCCGCCCGCUACAAGAACCAGACGGCCAUCGCAGAGUCUGAGCGCGACUACAACCUGAAGCAGGCCGAGUACGACAUCCAGGUCAAGACACAGCAGGCCACCGCCAACCUCGCAAAGGACCUCCAGGCUGCGAAAGUGCACCAGAAGAUUCGCCACGAGGAAGUCGGGGUGAAGAUCAUCGAGCGCCAGAAGCAGAUCAACCUGAUGGAGCAAGAGAUUGUGCGUCGUGAGCGGGAGCUCGAGGCGCAGGUGCGCAAACCGGCAAUUGCAGAGAAGUAUCGGCAGGAGACGCUGGCUGAGGCCGAGAAGAACAGGAUGAUCCUCGAGGCAGAGGCAAAGGCCGAGGCCAUUCGCGCGCGCGGCGAGGCGAAUGCGUACUCGAUCCAGGCGAAAGCGCAGGCCGAGGCCGAGGCGAUGCAGAAGCAGGCCGAGGCGUUUGAGAAGUACGGAUCCGCCGCCAUGCUCGAUAUGGUCCUCAAGACGAUGCCACGCGUCGCCGCAGAGAUUGCUGCGCCGCUUGCCUCUGUGGACAAGAUCACGAUGGUUGCUGGUCCCGACGGCGAGAUUGGUGCCUCCAAGAUCACGGGCGAGGUCCUCAACAUCAUGAACAAGCUCCCAGACACGAUCAAGGGCAUGACCGGCCUCGACAUGGGAGACAUCAUCAAGGUGUCCCAGGUCUGAGCUGCUCCCACGCUCCGCCCACCCCCCCCCCAGCCUUUCCAGCCAUUCCUUCAUCCAUAUCAUGUCACCCUGCUUUGUGUUCUGGUUCCGUUGCUUGCAUGCCUGACACCCUCCCCCCAACACACACACACGCACACACACACACACACGCACAUACACGCAUUUUGUUUUGUCCACAAUGCAGCUGUUGUGCUGCUGUACGCUUUCUUCUCUGUGCUGAAGCAUCCCCAGCUUGCUUGCAUGUAAGCUUGGCAGCUUUUUGCCGCCUGUCAUUUUGUUGUUGUUGUGUUGCCUGAGCAUAAAACGCUUUUCGCCGCGGAAA